GCCGUCAUUCGCAUCGACAUUCGGUGCACUUCCUUCGACUCCAAACCUCGGACAAUCAGCAGCAAGUCGCAGCAAUGGCCUUUGUUCAGAACAUCUCGCGACUCAUCGUCCCCCUCGCCAUCGGCGUCGCCGUUGUCGACUCGGCUCUGUACGAUGUUCCCGGUGGCUACCGCGCCGUCAUGUUCGACCGUUUCCGUGGUGUCUUGCCGACUGCUACCGGCGAGGGAACCCACUUCCUUGUUCCUUGGCUCCAGAAGGCGAUCCUCUACGACGUCCGCAUCAAGCCUAGGAAUAUCUCGACCACCACGGGAUCCAAGGACAUGCAGAUGGUCUCUCUCACCCUCCGUGUCAUGUCGCGGCCCGACCUGAACGCGCUCCCCGAGAUCUACCAGAACCUGGGUCUUGACUACGACGAGCGUGUCCUUCCCUCGAUCGGAAACGAGGUGCUCAAGGCGACUGUUGCCCAGUUUGACGCUUCCGAGCUCAUCACCAACCGUGAAAUCGUCUCUGCGCGUAUCCGUGACGACCUCUUGACCCGUGCCAAGGAGUUCCACAUCCAGCUCGAGGACGUUUCCAUUGAGUUCACCACUGCCGUUGAGCAGAAGCAGAUUGCCCAGCAGGACGCCGAGCGUGCCAAGUUCGUCGUCGAGAAGGCCGAGCAGGAGCGCCAGGCUGCCGUUAUCCGCGCCGAGGGUGAGGCCGAGGCCGCUGCCACCAUCUCGGCUGCCCUCGCCAAGGCCGGUGACGCCUUUGUCCAGUUCCGCAAGAUUGAGACUGCCCGCGAGAUUGCUGGCACACUGUCUGGCUCGCGCAACGUCUCGUACGUGCCCUCGUCCAGCGGCAACCUUCUCCUGCAGGUUCCCGGCCAGAACUCUUCCGCUUAAAAAAUCUGGCUACCGGAGCAAAGAGGCACGGGGUAGGCAGCAGCAGCAACAACAGCAUAUGUAUGAAACAUCUCCAUUCUGGUGUGGG
Molecule: messenger RNA, 972 nt
Organism: Vanrija pseudolonga
Lineage: Eukaryota; Fungi; Basidiomycota; Tremellomycetes; Trichosporonales; Trichosporonaceae
Gene: phb1
Product: Prohibitin-1
Exons: 8
Coding region: 75-884 (269 amino acids)
Biological process (GO): mitochondrion organization
Cellular component (GO): membrane; mitochondrion
Source: RefSeq, a predicted model, not a curated record